Molecule: messenger RNA, 741 nt
Organism: Geodia barretti
Lineage: Eukaryota; Metazoa; Porifera; Demospongiae; Tetractinellida; Geodiidae
Source: the annotation of a GenBank genome assembly
AUGCCGCCGUUGGCUUGGUCAGUAAUGAUGGGUCAGACAGAAGCCGCUGAACUGCUACUCCAACAUGGUGCGGACAUUAACGGCAGAAACAAAGACGGUAACACUGCCUUGCAUCUUGCUGCGUUUUUCGGGCGCGCCGAUGUGGCGAAACUUCUUCUGGAAAAUGGCGCAAACCCCCAAGCACGCAACAAUGACGGGGCAACACCAAUAGAUGUCUUAUAUGUUGAUUGGGAAACGACUGCCUUCAUCGGCAACUUGGUCGGUGUAGACACCGGGAAGGAAGAUAUCGCAGCGAUGAAAACAGGUAGAAACGAUGUGGCGAAACUCUUCGGGGUCAAAGGGACAUUCGACGAUGCGGGCACAUCCUCUGCACAGAAUUUAUCGGCAGCAGCGUUCACCGGCAAUCUCGCAGCGAUGAAACAGGCUUUAGCAGACGGCGCAGACCCCAAUACGAAGGACCCGACAUCCGGAGGUACGCUGUUGUCCACUGCCGCGUUGAUGGGACACACGAAAGUUGUGGCACUGCUCCUUGAACACGGCGCGGACAUUAACGCGAAAAGUCGGGAUGGUGGAACAGCACUGCAUGCAGCGGCUUUCCUUGGUCGUGUUGAGACGGUGAAACUUCUUCUUGAUAAAGGGGGCGGAUACCACGCUCCGAAGCAACAUGGGUGGCACAGCGAUAGAUGGCGCAAAACUGAACUGGCUGAUAACCAAGGGUAUACUCGGAAUGUUGAAACUUGA